Messenger RNA from Exophiala viscosa, 853 nucleotides. Its product is annotated as peptidase S24/S26A/S26B/S26C. Lineage: Eukaryota; Fungi; Ascomycota; Eurotiomycetes; Chaetothyriales; Herpotrichiellaceae. Gene Ontology annotation, cellular component: membrane; mitochondrial inner membrane peptidase complex. The transcript is spliced from 2 exons. Gene Ontology annotation, molecular function: serine-type endopeptidase activity. The record is from RefSeq and is a predicted model, not a curated record. Bases 138 to 794 code for a protein of 218 amino acids.
CCCACAUCAAGUGUUUGGUGCAGUCUAUCGGUUUGCCAAAGAAUAAGGAGCGCCGUUGACUCCAGGCGGACGUAAUUCGUUCUCCUCUACCAUGUCUUUCGUUUAGCCUCUACACACUUGUCUAUCUUUCCUGGACAAUGUCCCGCUUCCGCAAGUUCUUUGCACAACUCCCUACCAGUCAGGUGCGGACUCCUGCAGGGUCCAUAAUCCAGUAUGGCUUUGCUAUGGUUGCAAUGUACUCGGCAUUUGCCUUGAUCUCGCAUGACCUGGUCACAAUCAAUAAAACAGAAGGACCCUCCAUGUACCCAACUAUACCGACCGAAGAGUCCUUUACCAUAUAUUCUCGGAGACAUAGACGCGGAAAAAACUUAAAAGUGGGCGAUAUCAUAGUAUUUGAGAAUCCUAUCUUUCUACGAGGAAGAGCAUGCAAGCGAGUCAUUGGUAUGCCAGGCGACUACAUCGUGCGCGAUCCGUCGCAAUGUCCGACCGUGGGCGGCGUGCCCGUGCCUGGUGUGACGGACAUUGAUGCAGUCCGCGAGGAGCCGAUGAUGGUACAGGUACCGGAAGGCCAUGUGUGGGUUGCUGGAGACAGCUUGACCUACAGCAGGGAUUCCAGAUUCUAUGGACCACUGCCAAUGGCUCUGAUUGUUGGUAAAGUGCUGUAUAAUGGCACAGGUUGGUUCACGUGGAAAAGCCUUCGGACACCGCAGCUCCACCCUGCAUCACAAGCCGACUACACGUCUCUGGAACCUGUGCAUGGCGAGCUCGCCUUAGAGGACGCGAAAGUCGACUGAAGCUUCGAUGUCUGAGUCACCUUUACGAAGUCAUGGGACCUUGACUGGCAAUGCUAAAA